Oncorhynchus mykiss (rainbow trout) is the source of this 2238-nucleotide messenger RNA. RefSeq names its product hepatic and glial cell adhesion molecule. NCBI's taxonomy places the organism in Eukaryota, Metazoa, Chordata, Actinopteri, Salmoniformes, Salmonidae. The record is from RefSeq and is a predicted model, not a curated record.
GUGUUGCUUUGUUGUGCAGUGCACCCAGUCCUUGUGGAGCCCUGCCUUGGAGGAAUGUUUGUGUGCUCUCUCGGGGGACGUGCCCAGAGUGGACAAAUCAUGCUAAUUGUCUUGGAGAGAAACAGAGCGUUAGACCCAAGAUGAAGGCAGAGAGGGAGGAUCUCUCCAAAGCCAUAGCCGCUCCUCAACUUUUGCUGCUCUGGUGUCUUCUUGUCUCACCUCAGUCAGGACGUGUCAAGGGAGUCAACAUCACCAGCCCUGGCUCUCUGAUCCGGGGCACGUUGGGCGGGGAGGCACUCCUCUCUGUUCGUUACAGCAGCUCCAGCCCCGACGCGCCAGUCAUCAAGUGGCAGCUGAAGAGGGACGACAAGCCCGUCACUGUGGUCCAGUCCAUUGGCACCGAGAUCAUUGGGAACCUGAGGCCCGAGUACCGGGACCGCAUCCUGGUGUUUGAGAAUGGCACCCUCCUACUCCACAACCUCAAACUCUCUGAUGAGGGCACCUAUGAAGUGGAGAUCUCCAUCACGGAUGAUACUUUCACCGGAGAGGGGAGUAUCGACCUGACUGUGGAUGAGCCCAUAUCCAGACCUUACGUCCACAUGGAGGCGUCCUCAGUACUGGAGCUCAGUGAGCAUUUCACCCUCAACUGCUCCCAUGACAACGGAACCAAUGCCAAGUACAGCUGGCAGAAAGGAGGGAAACUGUUGACCAAUGAGACCCGUCUGCAGCUGUCACCUGACCAGAAGCUCUUGACCAUUGUGCGGGUGCUGAUGGUGGAUGAUGACAUCUAUGGAUGCGCGGUCGAGAACCCUAUUGGGAGCAUGAAGAGCCUGCCCAUCAAACUCACUGUCUACAGGAGGAGUUCCCUCUACAUCAUUCUCUCCACCGGGGGUAUUUUCCUCCUUAUCACCUUGGUUACGGUGUGCGCCUGCUGGGGGCCGUCCAAGAAAGAGCGGCAGAAACAGCAAAUGAAGCCCAGAGGUUUGGCAGGACUGCCAAGGCAUUUAAUAGAACACCCUGAUUAUUCCCCAAUCAAUCAUGCAGUUGACGUUGUACCAAAAAUGAUGACUGAACAUGAACGCAAGAAUCCAGUGGCACUCUACAUCCUCAAAGAGGAUUUCCCUCAGGGCGACCAUGACUCACCCGGCAACAUGGGCCUUGGCCCCUCCUCUGAACCACCCAGCAGCCCCCCCGGCUACAGCAGCUCCCUGACUCCCUCCUCACGCUCCCCUGAACCCCCCGCCCACUCCUCUCGCAGGUACCCCCGCACCCCGAUCAGCUCCCCCCCUUCACAUCACAACAAGGUGCAGAGCAAGUCCUCCACCCCCUCCCCACCCCGCACUCGAUGCUCCGGGCGCAUGGUUCGCGCCCCAGUGGGCAUACCGCCUGCCAGUCAGUUGGAAGAGCCCACCCCCACACUGGAGAGCAACGGUACAACUCAGCCUUGAUUGUCUAUCUACAAGUCCUGGAGGGAUGAAGUGUGUGCAGACUUAUGUUUCAGCCCAGCAAUAAGACAUCUGGUCUAAAUUGAAAACCUUGACUAGUUGAGAAAGGAUUGUAUUCAUUAGGCACAAAAGGGAACAAAAUGGCCUGAAAUAGUGAUGGACUAACUGGAAUUUUCCAAAAGAAACAUUCAUUUUCUUUUUUCUUUGUAAAAAGUUAUAUGGUUACUGGUGUGGUGAAGCUGUUGUCUACCCCUGGUCUCCUGUUGUCUACCCCUGGUCAACAUGUUCUUCCCCCCUCCAUGCCUUGGUGCUGUGGAGAGACAUGCAUCUGUGUGUUUACAUGGCGACUGUAUGUAUAUAUGUAAAUAGAUUUUAUAUGAAGUUAUAGUGCAGUAAUGUUUGUCUCAGAACCCAACACAGCACUUAAUCAUCUCAAUAUUUUUGUAAAUACACUGUCAUCCUCCACAACUGUAUGAGUCAGGUUUAGGUUUUAAGUCAUGACACGUUAGUGAGCCGAUUAUUUUUUCUUCAAUUAUUUUAUGUCCUAUUCAUAAGACCUGUUCAAAUGUAUAAAACCUCUCUUUAAAGAUACCCAUUUAUUCAUAUGUUGGUACAUUUUGUAUUGUGUGGAUGUUUGUAAUUUAACUAAUCAUUUUCUUUGUUAUUGGGUAUCAUAAAUGAAUAAUCAUUCAAUGUUUUUCCUUUGUAUAGAUUCAUAGAAUUAUUAUGAAAAUCAAAGGAUACAUUGUACAUAUCAGUAGAUAUGUUUAUUAAAGGCAUGAUGAGGAGGAAA